AUGACAAGUAACAAGGUUCCAAGAAUUAUUUUGGGCUGUAUGACAAUGGGCCCUCCGGGGACAAAUGCCGCACGAAUCACUACCGUGGAUGGAACAAGAGAAAUGUUCAAAGUUUUACAGUCGUAUGGCUAUACCGAACUCGAUACUGCUCGAUUAUAUAAUGAUGGUAAACAGGAAGGUUUUACGCGAGAGACAGGCGUACUCAACGAAGGAUUCACCGUAGCUACAAAAGUGUAUCCUACGGAAGCAGGUAUGCAUAAACCUGAAAGACUACGCCAGAUAUUUGAAACAAGUCUUAGAGAACUGGGUCAACAGUCUGUCGAAAUUUUUUACCUUCAUGCACCUGAUCGAAAUGUCCCAUUUGAAGAAACCCUUGAAGAGGUCAAUAAGCUUCACGAAGAAGGCAAAUUCAAGAUAUUUGGAUUGAGUAAUUAUGCUGCUUGGGAGGUGGCACAAAUUACACAAAUCUGCAUUUCCAAUAAAUGGGUUCGUCCAAAAAUCUAUCAGGGCAUGUACAAUGCUCUUACACGUGCCUUAGAAGAGGAACUCGUACCUUGUUGUCGACAUUACGGAAUCGACAUUGUUGCCUACAAUCCUCUAGCUGGAGGCCUUCUUGCUGGACGAUAUAAAUCGUCGUCGGAAAUUCCUAAAGAAGGACGGUUCUCCGAUGCCGAAGGAAACCGAACGGGCAAGUUGUAUCGUGACCGCUACUUUAAUGAUGCCUAUCUCGAUGCCAUUAAUCGUCUUACACUGGUGGUAAAAAAUCAUGGUCUGACUAUUACUGAGACAGCACUUCGAUGGCUUGUACAUCACUCAAAAUUGCGUCCUUUCGAUGGUGAUGGAAUUAUCAUUGGAGCAGGUAGUGUCGAACAAUUGAAAUCAAAUUUAAAUGACUUACAAAAAGAACCUCUACCAGACGAAGUCAUUCGAGCAUUAGAUGAAGCAUGGCAAAGUACUCGAGCCGUUGCGAAGACAUAUUGGAGAUAG
This is a messenger RNA of Rotaria sp. Silwood1, 987 nucleotides long. NCBI's taxonomy places the organism in Eukaryota, Metazoa, Rotifera, Eurotatoria, Philodinida, Philodinidae. The record is from the annotation of a GenBank genome assembly.